Dicentrarchus labrax (European seabass) is the source of this 1498-nucleotide messenger RNA. RefSeq names its product carbonic anhydrase IV b (gene ca4b). Lineage: Eukaryota; Metazoa; Chordata; Actinopteri; Moronidae. The transcript is spliced from 8 exons. Gene Ontology annotation, molecular function: zinc ion binding; carbonate dehydratase activity. Gene Ontology annotation, cellular component: plasma membrane. Bases 5 to 958 code for a protein of 317 amino acids. The record is from RefSeq and is a predicted model, not a curated record.
AUGCAUGCAGACUUGGACAGAUACAUUUACAAUGCUGCUUGCACCAGUUUUAUUUUUCUUUGCAUCUUCCAUAAAGAUUGUCUCAGGGGCAGAUUGGUGCUACCAGUCUGAAUUUACAUGCAGUAACGCCUGCCCAGGGCCAGACGCAUGGGGAAGAGUUUCACAGCACUGCCGCGGCAGAUCUCAGUCUCCGGUGAACGUUGUUACAAAGAGAGUGCUACCAGAUGGACGACUCACUCCUCUUCAGUUCAUUGGCUAUCAAGACACUUUUCAUGGUCGCCUCAUAAACACUGGUCACAAUGUUCAAUUGGAUUUGCCCCAAAGUAUAAGGAUCAACGGAGGAAAUCUGGCUGCACCAUACAGGGCACUUCAACUUCACCUGCACUGGGGUAAAGAUGGAGGUCCGGGAUCUGAACACAUGAUUGACGGAGAACAAUUUCCAAUGGAGAUGCAUAUUGUCCACAUAAAAGACGAAUACAACUCUUUAUCCCAGGCUGUAAGAGACCGCACAGGUGUGGCUGUUCUUGGAUUUUUCUUUCAGGUGUCCGAGUCUGCAAAUAAGAAGUUUGACCCCCUGAUAAAUGCUCUGAAAUAUAUCACACAACCCACCAACAGUACAACCCUGAGAGGUGUAUCCCUGGAAAUGUUCAUUCCUCCUCAGAAGAAUUUGGCCAAGUACUUUCGCUAUGAUGGCUCCCUCACUACACCUAACUGUGCAGAAGCUGUCGUCUGGAGCCUGUUUGAAAACACCAUCCCUCUCGGCAGGAAACAGCUUGCUGCAUUCUCCCAGCUUCAGUUUCUGAAUGGAAAGGACAUGGUUAAUACCUACAGACCAGUGCAGACCUUGAAUGGACGGCAGGUGUAUUACUCCGGGAGCCAUGUUGCUGUGGUUAGCUCUGUGCUACUCAUCAUAUCAGUGCUGGUAUCCAGUGCACUCUCCGUGUACACUACAGAAUAAAAACUCUGUCUAAUUUUACACGACUGUGAUGAUUGUCAAAUACACAAGAUGUAACUGUAAUGUAUAUCUAAAUGUAAAUUAUGUAAGUGUGAAUCUACUGUAUGCACUGUGUGUGAUUUUACAAGGACAACCUCAUCCUUCAAAACACAAGUCAUAAGGAUUUUCUCUCUUUGUUUUGUAUCAAAUAUGAAUUGUAUAUUUAAAGGACCAGUGUGUAGGAUUUGUGUAGGAUAGGCAACCCCCUCGCCCCACCCUCUCAUUCCAAGUGUGUAGGACAAAACUACAGUGGCUGUGUGGCCCUAUCUAGAGCCAGUGUUUGGUUUGUCCAACAUGAAGGGCUCCACUUCCUCUGUAGAGAUAAAAGACUCGUUCUAAGGUAACAAAAACACGAUUCUGCUUUUCAGGUGAUUAUAAUGAAAACAUACCUAUUAUGUUCUAUUUCUGCCAAUAGAUCCUCCUAUUGUUGUAUAUUUAUCAUCUCAACAUCUCAUAACUGAUGUAUUUUUUUGAUUUCUGAAAUAAAAACCGUUUUAACGAUGA